GUCAUACUAAAGACUGGGGGGAGCUUCCUGCUACUUCGUUACUAUUUCCCUUUUUAUGGCUUAGACAUGAAAGUUGCUAGAAUAGAACAACCAGCUUGUGGUCACGUACAAGCCGCUUUCCCGUAGACAGGAUCAGAGGACACCGCGAGGCUGAGGCCUGAAGGCGGUGAGUGUGGACGUGGAUGUUUUGAAGCCAAGAAGAAAAUGAAAGGCGAAGGAUGUCUGAUCCCGCUGAACGGAGAAGGAAGACGGAAGCAGCUCAGAAAGUGACCUGUUGAGACGGCUGGCUGGAGGGCCAGUACCAGAAAUUAAACCAACUGCCAUUACUUUUCCCUGGGAAUUAAUGCCAUUUUUGUCCUCAUUCGCCUAGUCCAACCUAACAUUUGCCUGCUGAACCUGUUACAACACUGCAACAUGUGCAGUAGCUGUACAGCAAUUGAUGAUCCUAGAAGAGCACAGUAACAGCAGCCAUACAAGUAGAUGUUUCGGAAAAAAGCAUCUUCAUCCCUGAGAAUGAGAAGAAUAACAGAAAGCGCUAGAUACCGUGGACGGAGCUUAUCCUUUCAUGAGGUACGUGGCCAGCGUGAGAUAGAGAUGAGGGCUGCAGUCGAAGAAUCCAACAGCAGUAACAAUGUGAGUGGUGGCAGCACUGUCCUGCAGCGCCUCCUACAGGAGCAGAUGAACCGAAACUAUGUGUUGCAACAACAACAAGGAGGAGCUGGAGGUGGCGGUUACACAGGACAGGCACAGGUUGGCCCAGCUGAAGACCUCUCAAAGACUCCUCACAUUGCCCGCCAGGAGCCUCAAGGGCAGGAGCUGCAAACAGACAAUGGCUUGGAAAAGCUGAGCUCAUCUCGAGUAGGAGUAGGGGGAGGUAGCAGUGGUGGGGGAGGAGGUUUAGGGACUGGAAGUGGAGGGAAUGGCCAAGGGCCAUGCCCCAACCCUGAGGACCUACCAACAUAUGAAGAAGCCAAAGUGCAGUCACAAUACUUUCGUGGCCAUGGCCCUCCAUCUCAGUCUCAGCAGCUGAACAACCAGCAACAACAGCCUCCUCUUCCUGCGUCAGUGGGUACCACAUUCUAUGUCGCUGGGGUAAACAGCACCAAGGUGCGCACUGAAGGUCGCCCUACUGUUCAGCGAGUUAGUGGUGCUGGCAAAGUCCACCAAGAUGAUGGGUUGAAAGACCUGAAACAAGGACAUGUUCGGUCUCUCAGUGAACGACUUAUGCAGCUGUCUUUGGCCACCAGCGGUGUUAAGGCCCACGCCCCUGUCACCAGUGCUCCUCUCUCCCCCCAGCUGCCCCCUCCAGGUCCACCAGGUGACUACUACAAGCCACAACAUCGUGGGCCACCUCCAGACUACCCAUUUAAAGGUGUGGGCUCACCUUUCAAGCAACAGGAACCAGGAUGCAAUUUUUAUCAAGAGCAUAAGGGGAGGGAGCACUCAAAAGAAGUGCCCCAUGUUCGAUAUCAGCCUCCACCUGAAUAUGGCUCGUUCAGAUCCAGUAAGGAGGGUUCAACUCAGAGGCCUUUUCAACAGCACAGUCCCACAUGCUCAAUCACUUCCAUGGGCUCAUUGUCCCGCACCCAGUCCUCAGCGCUGAGCACUGUACUCAGUACCUCGCACUCCUCCCAUCCCUCUUUACCUCAGCAACAGCCCCAUGGCCAGGGAGAACCUUUGCCCAGUAUGAGUCUACGUGGUCCACAUGGUUCUGCCUCCCACCCUGCAGGGGAGCUUAUCAAUCUGGGACUCAUUCCCCUUACACCGCAGAGAGUCCAGAGUUUCCCCCAUGAACCAUAUGGUUCUACCGCAAGAAUGCACCAUCAGUACCAACAACAGCAGCAGCAACAUCAACAGUUACAAGCACCACCACCUCCCCAGCACCAACUUACAGUUCAGGGUGGACAUGUUUCCCUUCCUCACUCCUAUUCCCAACUGCAGGGGGAACCCUUUGCCAUUAUAGCACGCACACACCAGAUGGUGGAUAUGCUGACAGAAGAGAACAGGAUGCUGAGGCAGGAGAUGGAGGUCUGCCGAGAAAAAGUUACAAAGUUGCACAAGUUGGAAACAGAGAUCCAGCUGGUGUCAGAGGCCUAUGAAAACCUCGCCAAAUCCUCUUCUAAGAGGGAGGCCUUGGAGAAAACCAUGAGGAACAAACUAGAGUUGGAGGUGCGCCGGCUGCAUGACUUCAACAGGGACCUACGAGAGCGCAUGGAUACAGCAAAUAAGCAGCUUGCGGCCAAAGAGUGUGAUGGCUCAGAGGAUAAUCGCAAAACCAUAUCCCAGCUACUUGCACAGAACAAAGAUACGCAGCGUGAAAAGGAGAAGCUAGAGAUAGAGCUGAAUGCACUGCGCUCCACCACUGAAGACCAGAGAAGACACAUUGAGAUCAGAGACCAAGCGCUGAACAACGCCCAGGCUAAAGUCGUCAAACUGGAGGAAGAGCUGAAGAAAAAACAGGUGUACGUGGAAAAGGUGGAAAGGAUGCAACAGGCUCUGGCUCAGCUUCAGGCAGCUUGUGAGAAGAGAGAACAACUGGAGCAUCGACUUCGUACUAGACUAGAACGAGAGCUGGAGUCACUCCGCCUGCAGCAGCGUCAGGGAGUUUCCCAAAGCAGUGGUGCAGUUCCAUGUGAGUAUAAUGCAACAGUGUUAAUGGAGCAACUGAGGGAGAAAGAAGAGCGCAUCCUGGCUCUAGAGGCUGACAUGACCAAGUGGGAGCAGAAAUAUCUGGAGGAGAGUGUGAUGAGGCAGUUUGCACUGGAUGCUGCUGCCUCUGUUGCCACUCAGAGGGAUACGUCUACAGUAGUGACAAGCCACUCUCCCAGCUGCAGCUACGAGACAUCAGUGGAGGCUCGAAUCCAAAAGGAAGAAGAGGAAAUUCUUAUGGCCAACCGACGCUGUUUGGAUAUGGAAAGCAGAAUAAAGCAUCUCCAUGCGCAGAUCAUAGAGAAAGAUGCUAUGAUCAAAGUGCUUCACCAACGCUCCCGAAAAGACCCUAUCAAAUCUGACCAUCCAUCUGCAAUGAGGCCCUCUAAGUCUCUAAUGUCCAUCUCCAAUACUGGCUCAGGUCUGCUCUCUCACAGUCUGGGAGUCAGUAGUUCACCAAUCACUGAAGAACGCAAGGACACCAGCUGGAAGGGCAGCCUGGGUAUCCUGCUUGGCCCUGAGUUUCGUACAGAAUCUCUCAGGACAGAGUCGAUCUCAUCGUCCCCCUCCCCAGUUUUUCCCUCAACCCCAAUGACCGCAGGGCAUUCGAAGACAGGCAGCAGGGACAGCUGUACUCAGACUGAUAAGGGCCAGAGUCAGGAAAUCAGCAAGCCCAGCACUCCAGCCCUUCAAAGCAUGACACUUCCUGCCCGCCUGUCCAAUCCCAGCCCAAUCUAUAUCCCUGACCGCAUAGCAGAUGUGUUUCACAGCAGCACCCUGGAGCGGAGGCAUCCUAUCCACUUGAACCCACAGCAACAGGUCCUCUCUUCAGCCCAUCAGGAAGUGGAUAAUGACAUUGUGGAGAUUCUCAUCUGACCCUCGAUCUCUAGACAAACUAUCUAAACAAAGCUGGCAGUUAAACAUGAACAUCUAUCAUUCACUGUUAUGGGACCUUUAAAAAAAUAUUUGUUAAAAGCCCUUCUUUUGUCUUCCAACCAUUACAUUGAUCAGCACAGUCCUAACAUGUCAUUUAUUUACACCCCAGCUUGAUAACAUUAUUACAAUUAGUUUGCUGCUCACUCUACAACCCCAUUGUUGGUAUCAGGGACAGGUUUGUUGGGAUUUUCUCUGUUCACAUCUCAAAGUCAUUAAUUCGGAAUUUCACAUCUCAUUUUCAAAUGGUGUGGUUCACAUUGUAUACAUACAGUACAGUAUUGUAUGUAAACUGAUUUUUUUGUUCUGCUAUUGUGUUGUCAAAUGUAUUAUCCAUUUGGUAAUUUAAGCCACUCAUGUGCCUAGUUAUUGUUACUGAAAACCAGUCAGUUGUAUCUUGCCAUAGUAAUCCCAAAUAUUUUCAGACUUUAUUAUAUUAUACUUACCAAGCUAGGUAUUGAGUGUAAAUGUAAACUAAAAGUACUAUAUCUAUCCUUCUGCUGAAAAAUACACAAAAUAUUUGAACUAGUGCUGGGCUCAAGACUGACGUUAACACCGGCAAUGCGCAUUAAUGCAGUUUAUUUUCAUCAUUAAUAUUUGGAAAGUUCGUUGCCCACUGGCUCUAAAUACUCAUACAGACAAAAGAAGGGUCCCAGGAGGAGCAGGCUGCCUUUGGGGAUAGGGCCUAAGACUGCUACAGUGCUCACUGAACUGCAACCAAAUAGAAUAAAUAUGUUUUAAGUGGAUGUUAUCAAUUUAAAUCUCUUUCUAAUGGCAGAGUUCAUAGAACCAAGUCAUUCAUGGCAAAGCUCAAUCUGAAUCAGCUGAAUCACCAUAGUACUCUGAGUCUAAAGUAUCAUUUAAAUGCAAUACAUACCAUCGAUGCAAAUCACCCACCUAAACAAAAGUGAGGGAGACUUCAGCAGACUAAAUUAGCUGUAUAGUGUGGGAGAAGUAUAAACAAAAGCAAGGCAAUCUAACACAUGCCACAGCUAAGUGGUUAGAAACAAACUGCAGGCCGAUUAAUGUUGGAAGAUGUCAGUCUGAGGAACAUUAAUAGAAUAGAACCAAUGACGGCACUUCUGAGCCUUCUGAGACAGCGUUACAACGUACACCAACUGUUGCUCGCAACGGAGCAUAGUAGUUUUAAAAUAAAAAUCAUAUACUACUUUUGAAUUAGUGACUGAAUGCUUCUUAUAUUAUUGUGUUAAUCGCAGUUAAUUGCAGAAAACUGGUGCAGUUAACGCGAUUAAGGAUUUUAAUUGCCCAGCACUAAUUUGAACACUAAACAUGAUUUUGAAGUUAAAUUAAGUUUGAAUUAUAUGAAAUAUUGAUAAUAUUUAAAAAAAAAAACAUUCCAACAACUUGGAUAGCGUACACAAUGAUCCUAUAUUUCAAAUCAGUUUAUUGUACAUUAUACAUACAGUAACAAGUGGUUUUAUUGUGGUGAGAGAUGUUGUUAAUGUAACAGCUAAAAGCUUGACCCUUAAGACCACCAACAAAUGUUUUUUAUCUGUGUGACUAAAUACUUCUUUAGAGAAAAGCAGGAAACUGGACCUAACAACACACGAGUGGGAGUGAGUUUCUUAUUUUAACACUAAUAUGUUGGAACAGAAUAUACCUGAUAUGUAAUGUGAUCAUUGUGUUGUCUGACAUGGGCUAUUGCCUCAUUAUUAUUGCUUAAUAUAUAUACUCACUGUUUUUUAGACCUUUAAGGGCUUGAUUUAAGAACCCAAAUAAAUUAAUUUUUAUUAAUAAAUUA
Molecule: messenger RNA, 5344 nt
Organism: Betta splendens (Siamese fighting fish)
Lineage: Eukaryota; Metazoa; Chordata; Actinopteri; Anabantiformes; Osphronemidae
Gene: amot
Product: angiomotin
Exons: 14
Coding region: 481-3525 (1014 amino acids)
Biological process (GO): establishment of cell polarity involved in ameboidal cell migration; angiogenesis; actin cytoskeleton organization
Cellular component (GO): plasma membrane; lamellipodium; cytoplasmic vesicle
Molecular function (GO): signaling receptor activity
Source: RefSeq, a predicted model, not a curated record